AUUUAUUUGACAGCUUAGACUGAGUGAGAGAGAGAGAGAUCACUUUCCCUUCCAUUUUCCCGGAAAAUCUUUCCUUCUGGCCAAACAUGAGCAACGACUACGAUUAUCUGUUCAAGCUUCUGCUCAUCGGAGACUCGUCUGUCGGAAAAUCGUGCCUUCUUCUCAGAUUCGCCGAUGAUUCGUAUGUGGACAGCUACAUUAGCACCAUCGGAGUUGAUUUCAAAAUAAGAACUGUGGAGCUGGAUGGGAAGACAAUCAAGCUGCAGAUUUGGGAUACUGCUGGACAGGAGCGGUUUCGGACCAUAACAAGCAGUUACUACCGAGGAGCACAUGGGAUCAUUAUUGUCUAUGAUGUUACUGAGAUGGAGAGCUUCAACAACGUGAAGCAGUGGUUGAAUGAGAUUGAUAGAUAUGCAAAUGACUCUGUGUGCAAGCUUCUUGUUGGGAAUAAAUGUGAUUUAGUUGAGAACAAGGUCGUGGACACAGAAACUGCAAAGGCAUUUGCAGAUGAGCUCGGGAUCCCUUUCCUCGAGACAAGUGCUAAAGACUCAAUCAAUGUGGAGCAGGCUUUCCUAACUAUGGCUGGCGAGAUUAAGAAAAAAAUGGGCAACCAGCCAAAUGCUACCGCCCGGUCAUCAAGCACCGUUCAAAUGAAGGGACAGCCGAUUCAGCAGAACAGCAACUGCUGCGGUUAGCUAUUUUUAUUUGUUACUUUUGAAACUCUGUUGUAAGAUGGUGAACCAGGUGGUAAAUAUUUGGUAGACUGAAUGUUAUCAUAUCCAUCUUUCAUAAACAAUUACCCACAUUCGCCUC
Molecule: messenger RNA, 813 nt
Organism: Vitis riparia (riverbank grape)
Lineage: Eukaryota; Viridiplantae; Streptophyta; Magnoliopsida; Vitales; Vitaceae
Product: ras-related protein RABD1
Exons: 8
Coding region: 87-695 (202 amino acids)
Molecular function (GO): GTP binding; GTPase activity
Source: RefSeq, a predicted model, not a curated record